GCAGGAACUGGAAGCGGGGGAGGUUCGAGAAGGUUUCUUCCCCGUUGUCCGGGGACCCAUACCCAAAUGGAGACCCAGGCCGCAGAGCACAGUCCUUCUGGAGCACAACUACAGCAAACUUCCACACUGCAAUCCAGAACUCCAGGCAGCAAUACGGGCACCAGCUCCUCCUCCUCAGCGCUAUCAGCAUUGGAGAAAAUCAACAGAAUAAAAGAGAGCCCCCCCAGCAUGACUGUAAAUCAGGUUUCAGGCUCCCCGUGUGCUGGUAGCAGUGACAAACAAGAGAAAGCACCUUCUGCUCCGGCAGGUCCAGGCCAGGCCUGGGGGGCACCAGCCGUCAGGGAUGGCACAGUCCGUGUCACUGUAACCACAGCAGAUACCAACACAAGCGUAACUAAGGUAGCACCUACAGCCUUAGGAGGGACCAGCUCAGAUGUUUCUAAAAGCAAAUCUCCUUCCCCUCUGGUGUCUUCACUGACAUCCCCGAGCUCAGAAGCCCAGGCUGGAGGUGUGAUCACAUCUGCUACAUCUGUCCCGCCCUCGAACACUUUGUCAGUAGCACCUAGCCUUAAAACUCACCCAAGUUCAAGCUCAAGUGGGGCCCUCCCAAAACCAAGCUCCAGUAUUCCUGCCAACAACCCUUUGGUGACUCAGCUGCUUCAAGGCAAGAAUGUACCCCUGGAAAAAAUCCUGCCGAAGCCUCUCACCAAAGCAGAGAUGAAAACUGUCCCGUUGGCUUCUCAUGAAGAAAAAGGGGCAGCAGCAGCAGCCAGAGCUACAAGUGUAGCAGGGAGCGGCGCUGGAGCCGAGGGUGGUGACAGGCAAUCGAGUUUACCCACACAACAGCUUGGGAAGAUCUUUUGCCAGAACAGGACUCUGCCUCACGUUCCAAGGCCCUUUCCAUUCCCCUCGGGAAAGGACCCCAGUCCUGACCAGCACCAGUGCCACGAGGCGCUCAGCAAAACAACCCAAGAACAGAUCCUUCAGACUCUUAUCAAGAGAGUCCAGAGGCAGAACUUGUUGCCAGUCCUUCAGCCUUCACAACUGAACCUCACGCACUCAGGUUUCCAGUUAGAAAACAGCUCCAGCAGCCAGAGAUUUGUGCUGGGUUUCAUGGGCAGAAGGACGUCCAAGCCCGCCAUGUCUGGUCAUUAUCUGCUCAACAUUUCCACCUAUGGUCGUGGUUCAGAGAGUUUGAGGAGAGGCUUCUCCUUGAACCCUGAAAACCGCUUGUGUCUGAACAGUCCUGCUGAUGCUCCAAAACCAGAAUUUGGGGAAUGUGAGGAGACAGCUGGCCAUGGCAGCAGCAGUGAUGAAGGAGAUGCAGAUGAUGAGAGUACUGGCGAUGAACAGGAACGCAUCGGUGUCAAAGAGGAGCCCCGGGCUGCCCAGGCUUCUGCUCAGUGUGAAAAAGAGCAGGUAGCACAUGGCAUAAAUUCUUCAGAUUACAGCACUGUUGCAAAAAAGGGUGUAAAGACCAACGCGGCCACACCUCAGCAAGCAGCAGGCAACAAGGAGAACGUUCAGGUGCUUGAUGGAGCGACACUGGCACGAGAUUUUAUUCAAGCUGCUCAAGAGCAAAUGGCACACGCAAUGAGGGGGAAAAUGCACGGCAACACGGAGCUUUUCAGUGCUUCUGUACCGUCCUCGGACUCUGCACAGCAGCAGCCUCCGCUGCUUUCUCCUUCGCACCCUCCAAAGCUCUCUGGAAACGCGGCAGCACAGCUCAUUGGGCCCAGUUACAGUGGCACAAUAAAUGUCUCCACCUCCCCAGACGUGAACCAAGGGUCUCUCAUGACGGGGCUGUCAGAAUGCAAUCAGUUGUCCAGUAGCAUGGGGAACGUCAUGUCCUUUUCCGUGACUGUAACCACCAUUCCCACCAGCCAAGCUAUGAACUCUGGCAACCACAGUCAGACCAUCCCCGUUCAAGCCUUCGCUGAAGACAACAGCCUGGAGGAUUCCCCUUCCAAAUGUUACUGCAGGUUGAAAGCCAUGAUCAUGUGCAAGGGCUGUGGUGCCUUCUGCCAUGACGAUUGCAUUGGCCCCUCUAAGCUCUGUGUCUCCUGCCUCGUUGUGCGGUAACCGGGACGGGAAGCGGGGAGGAGGAUGGCUCAAUUUGGGGUUUGCUUUUGGAAGUACAUUGGGAAGAAACAGGAAAUUUACUGCCUUGCACAAGAGACACGUUACUGAAUCAGGAAUACAGAGUAGAGUUCUUCUUU
This is a messenger RNA of Tauraco erythrolophus (red-crested turaco), 2219 nucleotides long. The record is from RefSeq and is a predicted model, not a curated record. NCBI's taxonomy places the organism in Eukaryota, Metazoa, Chordata, Aves, Musophagiformes, Musophagidae.